AGACCGUACGGCGACAUGGGCGCGCCGGGCACGUCCGUACCGCAAGAUGGCUGCUCGGACAGGGACAGAGCCCGCCUCUGCCGCCUGGACAACUGCUCCCGGGUCCUCUAAGAGGAGGAAGCGCCACCCAUGGCACGCAGUGUCCCGUCGGACAGCAGAGCGAGCCGUCGUCCCGCGACACGACCCCACGCCGCUCGCAGGGCGUCCCGGGCUCGCGUUGGCCCGGCCGUACGCCAAAAUGGCGGCUCCCGCGUAUUUCCGCUUGCGCGCCGUAUCCUCUUUGCCGCCUGCCGCGCGCCCCGAUUGGCCCCCGCGGCGUCCCGUCCCCGCGUCGCGCUGCGGGCCCGUCGGAGCGACGCCGCUUGGGUCAGUCGGCGGCCGGACUGGGAAGAUGGACGCAGCCACUCUGACCUACGACACUCUCCGGUUUGCCGAGUAUGAAGAUUUUCCGGAGACCUCAGAGCCCGUUUGGAUACUGGGUAGAAAAUACAGCAUUUUCACAGAAAAGGACGAGAUCUUGUCUGAUGUGGCAUCUAGACUUUGGUUUACAUACAGGAAAAACUUUCCAGCCAUUGGGGGGACAGGCCCCACCUCGGACACAGGCUGGGGCUGCAUGCUGCGGUGUGGACAGAUGAUCUUUGCCCAAGCCCUGGUGUGCCGGCACCUAGGCCGAGAUUGGAGGUGGACACAAAGGAAGAGGCAGCCAGACAGCUACUUCAGCGUCCUCAAUGCGUUCAUCGACAGGAAAGACAGUUACUACUCCAUUCACCAGAUAGCGCAAAUGGGAGUUGGCGAAGGCAAGUCCAUAGGCCAGUGGUACGGGCCGAACACUGUCGCCCAGGUCCUCAAGAAGCUUGCUGUCUUCGACACGUGGAGCUCCUUGGCAGUCCACAUAGCAAUGGACAACACCGUUGUGAUGGAGGAAAUCAGAAGGUUGUGCAGGACCAGCGUUCCCUGUGCAGGAGCCACUGCGUUUCCUGCAGAUUCCGACCGGCACUGCAACGGAUUUCCUGCCGGGGCUGAGGUCACCAACAGGCCAUCGCCGUGGAGACCCUUGGUGCUUCUCAUUCCCCUGCGCCUGGGGCUCACGGACAUCAACGAGGCCUACGUGGAGACACUGAAGCACUGCUUCAUGAUGCCCCAGUCCCUGGGCGUCAUCGGAGGGAAGCCCAACAGCGCCCACUACUUCAUCGGCUACGUUGGUGAGGAGCUCAUCUACCUGGACCCCCACACCACGCAGCCGGCCGUGGAGCCCACUGGCAGCUGCUUCAUCCCGGACGAGAGCUUCCACUGCCAGCACCCGCCAUGCCGCAUGAGCAUCGCGGAGCUCGACCCGUCCAUCGCUGUGGGGUUUUUCUGUAAGACUGAAGACGACUUCAAUGACUGGUGCCAGCAAGUCAAAAAGCUGUCUCUGCUCGGAGGCGCCCUGCCCAUGUUUGAGCUGGUGGAGCAGCAGCCUUCACACCUGGCCUGCCCCGAUGUCCUGAACCUGUCCCUAGAUUCUUCUGAUGUAGAGCGACUGGAAAGAUUCUUCGACUCAGAAGAUGAAGACUUUGAAAUCCUGUCCCUUUGAAAAUCCUGGGGUCGGUGGUGGCACCUGUGAGAGCCUGGGGCUCCUGGUGCCGCCGCACUUCAUCCAUCCCGCCCGCUCGCCUGCCGAGGGCCGCGCCCCGUGCUGCCUCCCCCCAGAGGGCCACCCGCUCUGCUCGUGGACUCAGGCUGCGCUGCCCGGGAGGCCUUACUGCUUGGUGUCCGACUGCCCAGCUCAGAGUGCCCGUCAGGGCCUGUGCAUCUGCACACGGAGCCGUCUGUCAGGAGCUUCCAGAGCGUUCUCUGGACACUGCCAGCCCCGCGUUAGCGCCUGGGCCUCAGUCCCACUUGCUCCCAGGCGCCGGUUCUGUGGUUGGUUUGGAAUUAAAGUCCUGUUUGAAGUUGUCAGA
Messenger RNA from Cercocebus atys (sooty mangabey), 1940 nucleotides. RefSeq names its product autophagy related 4B, cysteine peptidase (gene ATG4B). The coding region runs from base 47 to 1573 and encodes 508 amino acids. The transcript has 13 exons. The record is from RefSeq and is a predicted model, not a curated record. NCBI's taxonomy places the organism in Eukaryota, Metazoa, Chordata, Mammalia, Primates, Cercopithecidae. Gene Ontology annotation, molecular function: protein-phosphatidylethanolamide deconjugating activity.